CAAGACUGUGGAAACGUAAAGAACGAUGAAUUGGGGAUUUCUAUUCAUAAUUCUCCUGAUUCGAGCAGCGUUAGAUUAAAGUGGAAAAGGUUCGUGUCCAUUCAUCGGAAGGAUUUCAACACAGUGGGAAAAUUUGCUGUGUGCUCGGAGCAUUUUACAAGGGAUUGUUUUACGCUUGCUUUUCCGAUGAAAGGCAUGAAAAGGAAUUUGAAGAAGGGGAUGUUUCCAACCAUUUGGAAAAAAUCCUCUCAAACACUAUCAAAGCGGAGUCGACGAUCGGUGAGUGAAAUUACAAUGUAUUUGCGCUGUACUUAUCACCAUUAUAUUUAUUUCCCCAUUUACCUGUGACAUGAUUUUUUUGGCAUCGUUGUUCAAUAUUCGUGUAAUGAAUGCUCUUACUAUUUGGACUUCCCAUAUUGUUGCAUGUGUUUUCAUACUUUUCUGCUUUCUUCUCAUAGUUAUAGUAAAACGGGCAUUUGCGCUGAGUGGACGUGAAGUCAAUUCCCCAAUUCCCAGACCUUUCCACUCAAGGGUAAAAUUUAGAAAAAGUGAAGCUACAGAGAAAUCCGGCUCUCUAUUUUUUGAGAGAUUAUCUUGCUUAUCUUUGAGAUUUGACAGUACUCCAAACUUCCCUCCAAGAAAUCUUACAGCAAAUUAAGAGUUACACGCGAGUCUUUUAAAACGACCAAAAAUGGACUUAGUCUGAUUUCUACAUUCUAUAAGUUCAGUUACUGUUUGCGGUUUUUUUUUUCGUUUGUAUUUUAAUUCUAUUUUCACUGUCUGCAAAUGAUGCAUACAUUUUAAGGCAAAGAUGUGGUUAAACCUUGCUUCCAUUUCUAGUUUUGAAAACAUCGACAUAAAGCUCAAAUUUAAACUUGUUUUGAAGGGGAGAUAUAAAAACUGGUCGUACCUAUUUUCAGUUUUAGCUACUAAAUGAAAUUCUGGCUGGUCAAACUACUAAUGAGGAUACAGAGGAAGAAGACAAUCCUGAAGAAGAGGUGAUCUCUUUGAUUCCUGAACUUGAACAGGUUUCUAUGGUAGGCGCAUAACUCUUAAUUAAUGUUUAUUUGCAUCUUUGUAUUAUCAUAACAAUGGAAAACUACAUGUGCAGUUAUUUUAGAACAAUACUAAAACACAAAAAUUCUAAACUCUUGUCAUUACAGCCUGUAUUAAUGUUGAAAGUUUGUUUUUGGUAGGAUACUCCAACUGGACAUGCUGGGAAUUGCACAACAUGCAAAACCCUGAGGAGUGAGGUGACUCAGUUAAGGGGCAAAGUCACAAGACUGAAGGGUAAGUUAAUCUCCAAUCAAGAUCAGUGGGUUGAAACCUUUAAGAGCAUACAAGAGCCGAAGCAGUUGCUGAUGGUGAAUGCUGGUGAGUCAACAGUAAUUGAUGUUGAUGAGUCAUAUAGGCAUAACUGCCUAUCUUUAUAUUUUUAUUAUAUUUUAUCAAUAUUUGAUUAUUUAAUAAUAAUUAAAAUUGUAAUGGUGAUAGAAUUUUUUUAAUUCCAUUUGUUUAAGCUAGUCAAACUGAUCCAUGGCCAGUAACAAACGAGACAGAGUUAGGGCUAGAGGAUGAAUCAGAAGAUGAGCAGGAAAUGCAGGACGACGCAUAUGAGGAGUUUGAGUGUGAUGAAGACCCUACAUGGAGUCCUGAAGAAAUCGAAGAUGCAUAUAAAAAACUAAAGGAAGAUGAUGACUCGGUGAAGACUCAUCAGAACCCAAGGUACAAAGAUGCAAAAUUUAUUGCAUUUUAACAUCUUAGCUCUAAGUAUCCUCUGGGAAGUGAUUUAGGCCUAAAACUAACUUCCUUUAUGAGAGGAUCUAUUAAAAAAAAAGAGGCAUAGCCAGCCCAUAGACUGGAAGUCCCAGGCCUAAAAUGUUUGGUUUGUCCACUCAACCACUUGUAAUGAAUUAUGCAUCGUUGGGGUGGGCUAGAUAGCUUAAGGGCUCAAAGUUGUCAUGUGUGCAAUCAACAGAAUUAUUAUGAAAAAGCUUUUUUCAGGAUGUAUGUGAGAAUAAAAUCCCAACCCACAAUUAGCCAGGUUUACAACAAAUUGAAAAACUGGCAACACCCUGAGAAAAACAAUGAAAAUGAUAAUCAUUUUUUUUAUUGUUAUUUUAUUAUUUCAGAUGCUAUGAUUAAAUGAGUAUUUCCUUUCAAUCAUUUUUUACAGGUUGGAUCUACAAGAAAAAACAUUCGAGAGGAACCGAAGGGAAUUGUUUUCCUUUCCAAACUUCUUUUGUUUCAGUUCUGCCACUUGUGCUUCUUUUCAAAACCCAAACUUUCUGUAUCACAGACAGGUACCUUGUUAACCGUAGAAAGUUUCUGCAGAAACUGUAGCCAUACAAAAGUCUGGAAGAGUCAACCAGACCUGCUAGGAAAGUUUCCAGCAGGUAACCUGCUAUUAAGUUUUGCAGUGCUCUGUGAGCCGAGUGAAAAGAAAGAAACGAUACACUAAAACGGUAAUUUAAUUCAGGCUGAAUUCGAUUUAAUUUUUAUUACUUGUGUACAUGAAAAUUGGAGCAACAUCAGAAUUCCCAGCCACUAAACUUGAGUUUAACUGAAUGCUAGAAGAACAGGGCAUCACACAGUGGGCAAGUUUGUCAUUCAACAAAAAGCGAGUAAGUGGCUGAGAAUUCUGAAGUUUGGCCCAUAAAAUUAAGUGCUUACGGACACGUAUUCAAGCAACUAAUGUAGGUCCUUCUUGGCCCCAAUGGCAUACAUGACACUCUUCAAGAACAAACAGUGCAUUCAUUAUUCAUUUUCUUCAUCUUCGAAUCCACGAUAAUGGCCAUUUUGACUUGGAAAUUGUUUCCUGAUUUUAUUGUAGGCACAACAGGGCAAGGGGUAUCGCCUGGAACCACCAAUAUAACUCCACAGCAGUCUUGUAAAUUGGCGAUAGGUCACAGACCUCAGGAAUCUAGUUAUAGAAAUGAGAUCACUGUUAAUUCAAGGAGGGAUUGGAUGGAGAUAAAUAAAUACUCCUUUUAAAAAUAAGCAGUUGGGGCAAUAAAGCCAUUUAGAAAAUAAAAAAUGUGAUUCUAUGAGAUCAGUCCACGGCGAUAAGGUUAGAUGUAUCAAUUAUUCAAUGCUAUGUAAGGUUCGA
Porites lobata is the source of this 3109-nucleotide messenger RNA. The record is from the annotation of a GenBank genome assembly. Lineage: Eukaryota; Metazoa; Cnidaria; Anthozoa; Scleractinia; Poritidae.